Molecule: messenger RNA, 1534 nt
Organism: Merops nubicus (carmine bee-eater)
Lineage: Eukaryota; Metazoa; Chordata; Aves; Coraciiformes; Meropidae
Gene: PROSER1
Product: proline and serine rich 1
Exons: 6
Source: RefSeq, a predicted model, not a curated record
GCUUCAAAAACGGGUUGCAAGGCUCCCCAUGCUAUGAUCUCAUCCUGUGGCAUGAUCCCUGGCAACCCCUACCCCAAGGGCAAGCCAAGCCGCAUAAAUGGGAUUUUCCCAGGAACCCCUAUCAAAAAGGACACAGAGGAAUGUACUAAUGAAGGAAAGGGAAUAGCAGCCCGUAUACUUGGACCAUCCAAACCAGCUCCAUCAACCUACAAUCCACACAAACCAGUCCCUUACCCCAUCCCACCCUGUCGGCCACAUGCAACUAUUGCACCAAGUGCUUACAACAAUGCUGGCUUAGUUCCAAUGGCCAAUGUGGUAGCUCCAGGCUUACCUGCUGCUCCUGCUGCUUACACUGCUAGUCAAGUGGUGUCAGAAAAUGAAGACCUUUCCAGCCAGGCAAAACCUUCCCAAAAUCAAGCUUUUUCUGCACAAGCGAAUCAGCUCUUUACUCCUCAUGGUUCUAAUCCUUCAACACCUGCUGCUACUCCAGUCCCUACCCCAUCACCUGUCAAGGCAAUAAGCCAUCCAUUAGCACCUGCAACUCCACUCAUCUCUGGGAUGAACAUGUCUACCCCUGUCCUUCCUGUUUUCCCAGGACAGGUCUCCUCUUCCAUCCACACAUCUCAGCCAUCCACCCCGACCCCUACUGUCAUCAAAUCCCUUUCGUUGCCCGGUGUUCCCGUCACAUCUGUUCACAGUGCAACCUCUACCCCUGUCCCUGGAGUUUUUUCUGGGCUGGCUUCUCUGCCCAGUGCUACGCCAGCCCCGCAAGGUUCCUCCACACCGUGCGCCACGCCGGCGCCCAGCGAAGCUUUUGCAUCUGCUGCUGCACCAUUUGCUGGCCUCCCAUUUUCUGCAACCCCUUCAAUUGCUUCUGCUAAUAACCCCACUCCAUUGUCAUCCGUUUUCCCUGGCCUCCCUUUGUCCUUGCCACCCAACGCCCAAGGGAUUUCUAGUCCUGUUCCAUCCACAAUUGCUAAUUCUCCCGCCACUACCAUUCCUGGUUCGCUUAGCUUGCCUAACCCAAUUUUGUCUGUCUUGAAGGGAUUUCUGACAUCCAAUGACACUUCAUUAAUCAAUUCAUCUGCGUUACCUUCUGCUAUGACAAAUGAGCUUGCUUCUUUGUCUGCUCUGGCUAAUCAAAGCUCUGACCCUCCCGCUUCCUCCAUCAACAAAUGUUACACGCCAUCAGCCACCCCCACCCCACAGCGUUCCUCCACACCCGGGCUGGCCAUUUUUCCAGGUCUUCCAUCCCCAUCUGUAGCCAAUUCUAGUUCUACUCCUCCAACAUUGCCUGCACAGUCACCUCUAACCACUUCGCCAUCGAUUAUGCCAGUCAACUGUGGCUCAUCGGCCUCCCUCUUGCAUGGCGCCAGCCCUACUAAUCCCGAUCAGCAGCUCCCAUCAGCCCCGGCUGCCACGACUAUCCCAGUUAUGGUCAAAACGGAACCCAUGAGCCCGACCCUCUCGGCCUUCAAAGGCCCUUCUCAUUCGGCCGGCCCCUCUCACGGCUCCCUGGGGCUGCCGGCGCUGG